CCUCCAUAACUGACUGUGAUAUGCUGUCACAGACCCUUCCCUAGCAGUAAGGGAUGGGUGCGAGUGUUAAAAUGUCUUAGGCACUUUGAAGAAGUAUUAUGUUCAUUUAUUUGGGAAGCAUUCUGUGUUCAGUCUAGUGCCCAGAGUGUUAGCUUCAAGUGGGAAAACUUUCCAGUCAGAGUUUGGUUACUUAGUACCUACAUUCUUUUUUCCUUUUCUCUUAGUCCUCAGAAUUUACUUCUUUCUUUGUUAAUCUGUCUGGCAGAAUCUGGGGGAGGAAACUAAAUUUGGCAUUUUAAUCUAUCCACGUGAAUUUGUCAGCAAGUUUUGUAAAAGUUUAGAGAAAGACAAAGGUAAAAGGUAUACUGGCCUUCUUUUUCCUUUUGUUAGGAAUGGAUUGGAGCUUCUGGGACUUUCACCUGGGAAUAUAAAGGAUUACUGUAAGGGGCCGUGAUUAUCUGUGGGGUGAGGUGUGCUGUAGAUCAGGUUGAGAUGCUGGAGGCCGUUGUCCUUCUGGAAGAAAUAAACAUAAAGCAGUAGGUAGUAAACAUUCUGAAGCUAUGGAAGACAACUGUGGGCAGCUAGUUCUCAAAUACACUUAUUUGUUUCCUCAAUAAUCUAUUCCACACGUACUUCUUUCCUUCUUCCUUCUUUCUUCUUUUAUUGGUACUAGGAAUCGAACUCAUGACCUCAUGCUUGCCAGGCAGGCACUGUGCUGUUGAGCUGUAUCCUGGCCCUCCACAUAUAUUUCUUGAACACUUCCUAUUUGCUUGAUCUACAUCCUGAAAACCAUAGAAUGAACAAUUCAUUAAUGCUUCCUGGAGUUUAUAUUUUCCCGGGGAAAGCAAGAUAAUACAGACAGACACAAAUGCGUUGAAAUGUUUUGAUAAAAGUAAAGCAAAGUGGUCUCUGAUGAUCUGUUUUCAAAUGAGUGUCAGGCAGGUCUUAUUAAAGAGCUAAUAUUUAAGCAAAGGCUGAACCCCAAGUAAGAGACAUCUGAGGAAGUGCUUCCCAGGUGAAAGAAGACCUGGCAUAAAGUCCCAGAGGCUUAAAUCCAUUCAUAACAAAAGGAAAAGGAAGAAGGCCAGUUAACUUUAGCUUGAAUAGGGGAACACAACUGGAUAAAUGGGGAGAGGGUUGGAUUAUGUGGAGUAGUACUUUUCUGACAUGGCCCAAGGUAAGAAUUACCUGGGGCUACCAGACACAUUGGUAACCCCAGAGCUAUGGGAGACUGAGGCAGGAAGACUGCAAGUUCAAACCCAGCCUGGGCAGUUGAGCAACUUGGCAAAACUUUGUUUCAAAAUAAAAAUGAUGUAGCUCAGUGCAGAGACCCUGUGUUCAGUCCCUAGUAUUGGGGCAAAAAAGUUACCUGGGGCACUUGUAAAGUUUUAGCCAGCAUUCUCCUGGGUAGAGCAGAAGCCUGGAUGACCCUGAAAGCUCCUUAGAGAUUCUACCUGGUGGCUAGAGUUGUGACUGCUAAUGAAAAGGAAAGCACUCAAGACUGAAGAAAGGACUUUGGAUUUUACAUAUAAGUGUCAGGAGCAGCAUUUUGUCUGCAGAGUAGUUUGAAGAAAGUGCUGGCUGCUGUGUGGAAAAUGGCUCCCGGUGAGAACAGAAGAGUGUCCACCGAGGCCACUAGAGUAGGAGAGCCGGAAUGGCUUGGCUGGGCAGCGGUGGUGGGGAGGAGAGGAGUGGACCGAAGUGGGAUAUUGUGAUUGUAGAACUGAUGACAAGAUGACUGGUAGGUUAGAAAUGAGCUAAGAAGGACAAUUACUAUGCAGCAAUUAGAGUUUACUGAGUGGGAGCGUUACUUAAUUUAAGGUCUGUAGUUCUUUUUUGGGGAGUACUGGGGUGUGAAUUCAGGGCCUUUGCACUGAACUGUAUUCCCAACCUAUUUUCUAUUUUUUAUUUUGAAAGGGGUCUCUCUGAAUUCCCCAGACAGAACUCAACUUGAAUCCUCCUGUCUCAGCUUCCCAGAAUGUUGGGAUUACAAGUGUGUGUCCCCCACCCCAGUUUAAGACGUACAAUUUUUAUAAGAGCCCUAAUUUGCCCAAGAUGAUGUGGUCACUGACUAUAAAUAGCAGAAUUGUAUUUUAACCCAGUGGGCUGAGGAUACGCCCUUAGCCCCUGUGGAUUUAUGGAUUCUUAGCUCUUGGCAGGGAGACCUGGAUGGAUGGUCUUGGCAUUUCGUUAGGCAAAUGCUUUAGGGAGGUGUGGCCUCACUGGGAAGGAAUGAGGCAUCUGGAUGGUGUUAGGUUUGAGAUUGUGUGACAAUUUGGGAGAGGUGUGUAGUGGACCCUGAAGCUCAAGGGACAGGGAAAUAUGUGGGAGUAACUGAUUCAGAGAUAUACUUUCCCUUGUGAGAGAGAAAAGGAUCAUCCUCAGUGGGAGAGUAAAUAAACAAGGGAGCCCCAGGGCCCAGCCACAGGAUAAGAGGAGCCAGGAGAGAAUGUGGAGCAGGAAGGGCCACAGAGGUGGGAAAAUCCCACAGAAGAGUAGGGGUGUAAGAAGAGCUUUCAAGGAGAGAGUUGUCAUGUUCAUGGGCCAUGUACUCUGGGGGUCUGGAAGAUAGGAGGUGAGUGUGAGGUCUCAGGAGUGCAGAUAGGUACAGGUGGAGCAGCUGAAUGAGAAGACUGUCUCAGGCUUCCUGUGCAGAAAGCAGAGUUGCUAGAGGAGCUUUGAUGGAGAGCAUCCCACUGUGCGGCCUCACAUCGGGAGCCUCUCCUGGUAUACUUCUGGUCUCUUGGAUGCUGCAUUUGUUAGUAGUACCCCACUAAAGAAGAAAUACUCUUCUCUGGGUGAGUAACUUUUAAACUGUCCAUCUUACACUCCAAAAUCAUACAGAAAAUAAUGUGAUUUCUUUGAAAAAUUUCUUUUUUUUUUUUGUACCGUGGAUCAAACUCAUGACCUUGCACUUACAGGCAAGUGCUUGAGUCACUGAGCUAAAUCCCCAGCCCAUGAAAGAUUUCUUAAUGAAGUUAAAAUGUAUUUAAUUCUAAGCUGGGAACUUAGCUCAGCAGCGUAAGCACCUGCUUUUCAGCAUGAGGUUGUGGGUUCAAUCUCUGGUAACAAAAAAAUUGAAAACAAAAAUUUAAAAAAAUGAGUUUAAUUCUAGUCAAAAUAUCUUAAAGAAUAACUAGAUUGAAAUAGGAAAUCAGUCUUAACCCCCAUGUACCUUCAGCUGUUUUGCAUCUUCUUCCUAAACUGAAAACAUUCUGGUAAAAUGCUAACUCCCCACUCCCUUUCUUCUGUCCCCUGGUAACCACUCUUCUUUCUAUGGCUGUGAAUAUUCAUGACAACUCUAGGGCCUCACAUGAGUGACUUGGUGUGCUCAUUGGUUUCAUUUAAUAAUGACCUGAAGAUGCGUCCAUCUGUAGCCCAAGUCAGAAUGUCCUUUUUGGAGACUGAAUGAUAUUCCAUUUCUCUCAGACUUUUAAAGUCAUUGGGCUUUUGCCUUAAAAACAUCAAAUAUCACUUAUGAAAAAUGUAAUGCAAAAUCUGUUUUUGUAUUAUUUUAUUUCUGGAAGUGUUUAUAAUUGCUUUUCUAAAAUGUGUUGAGGAUUUGUGGAGAGGUAGGUCUUUUUGAAUUUAUAUUGGACAUUCGGUAUGAUGUUUCAGUAAGGAGAUGGGUGAAUUUUCAGGUCUGAGUAGUUUUCUCUUAUAAUUCUAUUUUUAUAAUAUUUCCUCUCCCUGCUCCUCCUUUUUUCUACUGUCUCUUUCUGGUACUAUUGUUUGAUAGAUUAUAGAUCAUUGUUUUUUAUCUCUUAACCUUUUAUUCAUGGUUUGCACCUAUUUUUCUAGAGUUCCUUGAUGUUUCUAAUUUGUAUUUUAACAAUUAUAUAUUUAAUUUUCAGGAAUACUUAUUUUCAACUCUUUUAAAAGCUGCCUUAAUUUUUGUUUAAUGGAUGCAAUGUAUUCUGGAAUUUUGUUGAGAAUGUGUAUUAGAGGUUUAUUUGGGUGUGUUUUGUUCUAGUAUCACUCCUGGGAUUGCUCAUGUUGGUGCCGUUAGUGUUUUUAGAGAAUGGAGUGAUCCUGGCUGGUUGUUUAUAGUCACAAGUGAAGGAUCAGAUUCAUUAAUGAUCAGUGGCAGUUGGUGUGCAUCCCCUGCAGCACCAGGUCUGCUUAUGUCAGAAUCUGUCCUCUGCCUCCUGUCAGGAUCUGUCCUCCCCGCCUCUGCAGCCUCCUCCACACCAGUGGCCCCAGAGAGAUGGGCUUUGCAUGAGGGUGCUCAGACAAGGAGCAGACAGACAGGUCAGGGACCCUGGGAUCAGGCACUGCGCUGCGUUGUCAGCAGCCUGACUGACUCCAUCCAGGCUGUCUCCAGGGAGGUGACUAACUAACUUCCUUCAGAGACAGGCUAUGGUCUCAGCUUUGGGGUUGUUGAUGCUGCUACCUCUCGCUUGCAGGGCUGAUGGGGUGGCAGAGAAGUAGAAGUGUUCUAAACACAGCCCUUGGAAUUGCGCUUCAUAACUGGCUCUUACUCCUGCUCUGGGUACCCACUGGCUUUGGGUUCAGAAUCCCUCUGGAUUCCUAGACUCCUAUACAGGGUCAGAUGCAAUCACACCACUCAGAGUUCAGUGCCCUCCCAGCUCCUGACACUCUGUGGGAACCUCAUCUAAAGCCAAGGUACUCUGGCCUCCUCAUUCUGUGUACCUUUGGGGAUGUGGUCCCUUCUGACCUUACUUAGUUCAUUUGAAUGGAAUUCUAGGAGAGGAGGAAAGUAUGCUAAGUACAAAUUCAAACAGAAAGUUCAUCAUGAUCCUUUAUUUUUGUCAUUAUUUUAUUAUAUCUAAAAUACAUCUUUUUGAGCAAGAUUGGAUAAAAAAAACCAGAUGAUUGCAUUUUGAACUCUGUAUUUCGUAGCCCAAGUUAGUUGCUGAGCAGGACAUAAAGACGAGUAGUUUACAAUUCUUGUCCUGAAAGAACAAAGUUUUUAGUUAAGGUGAUAUUAACAAAGUGAAACAAUUAGGAAAAAAUAGUAAUAGCUAUACUUAAUCUAUAUGCUGGGCAUAGUGGCUGACUCUUAUAAUCCAGCAUGCAGGAAGCUAAGGAAGGAGGGUCUUGGAGAGUUAGAAGCCAGCCUGGGCUACAUAGAGAGUUCAAGGCCAGCCUGAACUACAUAGCUAUCAACCUGAUUGAGCCCUGUCACUGUCUAUGCCUGUGCCCACCCUCCAGCCACACUGGAGGAGCUGCUUUGCUUUGCCUGCCCCUUACAUCUCCUGCUCUGGUCAUGUCAUCUUGACAUAGAAUGUCCUUGCUGUCCUUAAGGGCCAGUUCAAAGUUACCUCUCACAAAGCCUUCCCUAGUGUGCUACACCUAAAGUAAUUGUUCUCUGAAUUUUAUCCCUUUACUCCGCACUUUAAGCCACACACAGUUUCACUCUGUAUUUGUGUCUCUUAGCAGUCGUGGCUCAGGACCCCUGUCCAAGCCAUCUCCAGAUCUCUCCAGUGAACUGUGCAUGUGAUGGAACUCAGAUGUAUUCUCUAUCAGAGCCAUUCUAGCCAUACCUAUGGGGGGACAGCAGAGAGUAAAGAAAGACAGAAGACAGUAUUCAAGGUCCAAGGGAGAGACCUGCCUCUAAUGGUUAGGCACACCGGUUGACCCACUUUUAUUAGCAAGCCAGAAGCACAGAGUAGCUUUUAUUAGCAAGUGGGAAGUGCAGAGUAGUGUACUACUCUUGUCAGCAACUGUCAUAGAUUGGGGGUGAGUUAAUGGAGAAUAAGUUCCUCUCCAUGUCAGUAUGCUUGCAUUCUUUAGAUUGUCCUCAGCAGAUGUUAUCUCGUCUUAGGAAUACUGUGGUUAGGAACUUUUUCAUUCCACAUAGUUGCACCAGCCUCCAGACUACAGGACUCCAGUCACAUAGUCUGGUCCCCAACAUAUUUUGUCAGGGGUCUGUCUGUCCACCCACAGGCUCCAGAGGGGCAGUGAGGACAUUACCUCCAUAAUAGCAUCAGACAUCAUUUACCCUUUCAUUGUCAGCAUUUGCACUGAUGAUCCCAAAGUGGUGGCAACAAAACUGCUGACACGUAGUACAAGAGAGUGGCAACGAAUUCACGAGGGGGACUCAUGAACUUCACCAUUGUGCACUCACAGCAAGAGAAAAAAGAUACUUGCAUCUCUGAAUGUUUUCAUGAAGCCAGUUCUGAUAGUACAUGCCUGUAAUCCCGCCUCUCUGGGAGGCUGAGGCAGAAGGGUUUCAUGUGUGAGCCCAGUAUAGAUACCUUAGUGACUUAGCAAGAUCCUGACUCAAGUAUAAAAAGUAAAAAAGGGCUGAGGCUGUAGCUCUGUGUGAAGGAUCUGGGUUCAGUCCCCAGCACCUCCUCUAAAACAUCUUGAUUAGCAAAAUAUAGACACAUUGACCCUUGAGGCCCUGUCUUUUGAAUUUUGUGUGUGAUAACAUGGGAAAUACAUAACACCUUGCACUGCCUGCCUCAGUGUUCAGUCAUAAACUGCCUCAGCUACUAGAUGUAGUUCAGUCGCAAACUGAACUAAAUUUUUUUCACAGAACGUUUUUACCCAAAAAAGAAUAACUGACACAUUUGAAAAUGUCAAAGUUCAUCUAGGGAAAAUAAUUAAUAAUAAUUACUGCCAAUGAUUUUUUUUGUGUGUGUGCUGGGGAUUGAAUUUACAACCUAUGCUUCCUAGGCAGGCAUUUGUGCCACUGAGUUAUAUCCCCAGCCCCAAGCCAAUGAUAAUAUUGAACUUUCAAACAAAAAUUUAAAUUUCAAAAAACUUGAAUCUAUUACCUAGCAGUUUAACAGCUUCUUGAAACUUAGUUUUUUGGAGUUCCAGUAAAGAUGGCAAACAGAGGCUCCCUGAGACAGACAACUCAGAUGCCGAAAUAACACAUCAUGGGGAGAUCUGGACAGAAGAAGAUGGAUCCUCUCAAUCCAGGAAGAAACUAAUGCAAAAAGAACCAGUCAGACAUGCAGUCUCAGGACUACUAUUGAGGCAGCUAAGAUUCUGUGCUCUUGUGCGCCCAAAUUCCCACUGCUUGGACUGGCUGGAACUGCAGUCGCACUGAAGUGCAGUCACACUGAAGUUGAAGGUCGGCGAGCUCAAUGGAGAAUGGAACCAGCAAGGGACCUGCCUCGACCUGUGGUGCCUGUGGCAUUUGAUGAUGUCUCCAUCUACUUUUCCACUCCUGAGUGGGAAAAACUAGAAGAAUGGCAAAAGGAACUUUUCAAGAAUAUCAUGAAGGGCAACUUCGAGUCUCUCAUCUCCAUGGAUUAUGCUGUGAGUCAGCCUGAUGUCUUAUCUCAGAUUCAGCCAGAAGCAGAACAUAACACAGAGGACCAGGCAGGCCCGGAGGAGAGUGAGAUUCCUGCAGUCUCCAGUGAAGAGCCUGGACCUUCAACGUCAGAUAUUCUGUCUUGGAUCAAGCAGGAGGAGGAGCCUCAGGUUGGGCCCCCCCAGGAGGCCAAGGAGAGCGAGGUGUACAAAGGCACCUAUGUAGAGGAGGGCCUCAUCAUCAAAGCCGAAGGUCUUGCUCCGGCCACCUUGUGCCCCGAGGUACCAGUCACCUUCUCUGCUGCCCCAGCUGCAGCAGCAAAGGAUGUUUUCUCAGAUGUGGCAUUCAAAAGCCAACAGUCCACACCCAUGACACCUUUUGGCCGUGCAGCCUCUGACCUGCCCGAGGCCUCCGAGGGACAAGUGACAUUCACUCAGUUGGGAAGCUACCCACUGCCGCCUCCUGUCGGGGAGCAGAUAUUCUGCCACCAUUGUGGCAAGAGUCUUACCCAGGACAUGCUGCUGACCCACCAAUGUGGCCACACCUCUGAGCACCCUGUUCCCUGUGCCCAGUGCCCUAAGCACUUUCCCACACAGCCAGACCUGGGCAGCGCCUCCCAGGACCAUGCUGGUGAGACACCCCCCACCUGCCCGCACUGCUCCCGGACCUUCGCGCACCCCUCGAGACUCACAUAUCACCUGCGAGUCCACAACAGCACGGAGCGCCCUUUCCCUUGUCCUGACUGCCCCAAGCGCUUUGCUGACCAGGCACGGCUCAGCAGCCAUAGGCGCACGCACACCAGUGAGCGGCCCUUCCGCUGCACGCAGUGUGGCCGCAGCUUCAGCCUGAAGCUCAGCUUGCUGCUGCACCAGCGGGGUCAUGCGCAGGAGCGCCCCUUUUCCUGCCCACAGUGUGGCAUCGACUUCAAUAGCCACUCAGCCCUCAUCCGUCACCAGAUGAUCCACACAGGCGAGAGACCUUACCCGUGCACAGACUGCAGCAAGAGCUUCAUGCGCAAGGAGCACCUACUCAAUCACCGGCGGCUGCACACUGGUGAACGGCCCUUCCCAUGCUCUCACUGUGGCAAGAGCUUCAUCCGCAAACACCACCUCAUGAAGCAUCAGCGCAUACACACCGGCGAGCGGCCCUACCCCUGUGCCAGCUGCGGCUGCAGCUUCCGCUACAAGCAGACGCUCAAGGACCACCUGCGCUCAGGCCAUAAUGGUGGUUGUGCGAGUGACAGCAACCCCUUGCUGCCGCCGCCAGAGCCACCUGGACCGUUGCUUCCUGGGCUCGAAGCCUCUGGCCUUGGUGUCAGCACGGAAGCGCUAGAGACCAAUCAGUGGUAUGGGGACGGGAGUGGAGGGGGCGUGCUGUAGCUUCUGCCUUGCGCUCACCUGCUCUGUACAGCAGGCUCUUAGCAAGCAGAAAGUCCAGGAGCAAGCCAGGGGCCCUCCACCCGCAGUAAUUAUUCUCCUGUGCGUCAAGGAAUUCAAAGUUCUCCCCAGCUACUACUGUGUUUAGAACUUCACAGCUGCGCACCAGAACCGUAUCUUGAAAUCCAGAAAACCCAGAAAAGAAACCCAGCAUCCCCAUCUUUCCAAACAUACUACAAAAGCAGAAAUUAGAAGGCUGUUGCAGAGGGUGGGAAGCCAGGUUUGCCCUAUGGCUGGCUUGUCGCAGGGUGGGUCUGGGUGAGAUUCACAUUGUCUCGGUAGAGACAGGUGUACUGGAAGAGCCUCACAGCUUGAAGCCCAACUUGACUCAGGCAAAUGUUGAAGGCCUUUCACUGGUUUGAUAGGUGAUUGUUAGGAAAAAUGUCCUGUAGCCACUGCUUACCUUGCUGCCUCCUGGAAAAGCUCUCUCCACACCCUUCCGUAGCUGUCCAUCUGACCCUAUACCAUAUGAACUCCAGACUGCCUUCCUGGGGGUUCUAGAUUGUCUUUUCAUGCAUUUUGUUUAAUAUUGGGUGAACAAAUCUGAUUUUAGUAGCUUAUUUAAGAGGGCAGGUUUUAACUUUCACUGAAUUGAUCCUAGCAUUCAGGCUCUUGUACUGGCAUUUACUGCCAGAAAUCUUUGUAAACGUCCCAGUUAGGAAACUGGGAGCCAGAUCCCCAAGAAAUAGCUAGUUAGAACAAUAACAGAACAGCCUGAAAACUGUGCCUGACCUGUGUUUCCAGGCACUUAUAUGUCCCUUUUUCUGGGCUAGUAAGCUGAAUUUUCAGUUUUUGAUGUCUGCUUUUUUUGACAGUUACCAGCAGCAGAGAUCACAGUGCCCUUCACAAGUACAGAGGAGUUCCAGGAAGUGCCCCUGGGUUCACAUUUCCUCAGUAGAGCUGUUGCACUGUUGUGUUCUCAAGCCAGUCUGUUCCUCUCAAUUGGCCUGCCCUGUGGGUACCGCCUACAUCCCCAAGAGCCAACUCCCAUGUGUAGAUAAAGAUAGCCUUUUGUGCCUGUUACGCUUUUUGGUACCAUGGCCACUGUGUGUUCUUUUCUUGGGGUCACUCAGCUCCUGGGAGCAUUUCAGUCUGGUUCUACUCCUAAUUGUUGUUAGAGCCUGAUACAAGUACCCUUCCCUUUACAGGGCUCGAAUUUUCAUCAGCAAAAUGAGACUGAGCUGAACCUGGUGGUAUAUACCUGUAAGCCCAGCACUAGGGAGGCUGAGGCAGGAGGAUCACUGUGAGUUGCAAGGCCAGCCCAAAUUACAGAGAGACUCCAUUUCAAAAAGCGAAUAGAUACCCCUCCCACCUCAAUCUUCAUAGGGCAGGAGGGAGGGUUGAAUCUCUGUAAAUUAAAAAAAAGUGUUGUGAUACAUUCCUUCUGCCAAAAUCCUGUCUCUGCUUUUGGCUUUCAUCCAAGUGAAGCCAAAUAAAGACAAACAGAAUCAAAGCAGAGGAAUUCUUGCAGAAACUUGACUGAAAUCAGUUUAAUUUGUUGUUUUGCUUUUGCUUUGUGCUGUGUUAGAAGACAGAAUGUAAGAGUCCCACAUCUUGGGCAAAAAAGUUGUUUCUUAUACCCUGUAGUUUCCCCUAAAUCUGCAGGGUUAGGUCGAGGUCUGGAACUUCAACAGGAUAUUCUCCCAAUAAGUGAUAAAGAACUCAUGUUCGCCUUAUCAUAGGGCCCGACCUUCCUUUGCUCACUGCGGGACCAUACCCGGAAAGGCUGUCAGCCCAGCUGCUGUGUUCCUGGGAAGGCUCUUUCUGAACAUGCAUUUCUAGAACACCACUCUGUGACAUUCACCAGGCUAGUGACCACAAGAGUCAUGAGCAUUGUGCCAGAGGCCUGGCCUGCUGUCAUAACCUUGUUUGUAGGCAGUGAAAAAGUCAAAGGGGUUAAUAAAACAAGCCAGGUGAUAGAUAGAACCCUGGUGUAUUGGAAUGAAGAGUUUCUAGCCAGAAUCUGGCCCUCAUCAUGGGAAAAUUUGGGAGUUCUGGGAAUCCCAAAACUAGGGUUCUGGCUUUAUUGGUGACUCACUAGACGCUUGAGUGUGUUCCAGGUCUGUUAUGUACCUUGCUUCCCACAAUGAAAGGGAAAAGAAUCCUAAAUCACUACCUUCAGGUGGUGAGCUAAAAUCCUUUCUGAAUGGAUUCUAGCAUCUUCCAGGGUAUGCUGGAGAAGGGAUUCCUACAUGAGGUAUGAUGUGGGACUAGGUUGUAUUUAAGAUUCACUUUAACCCAAAAGAUUUAUUGAGGAUGCACAGCUUACUAUUAAGGUGCUGCAGAUAAAUCCACAGCCUGUUAUGCAAGGAACUGUGGCCAGCAGAGACCCAGGCUUUGGCAGAAAGUGAACACAGGUCAGAUACCAAUGCAGCAAGAGCCAUGGAGCUGAUCAAAGGGAGGUGUGCAGGUCCACCUCAGGACGGCAAGAAGGUGAGAGUCUAAUUCUUAGCCCUGAGACUAGGCAGGGAGUUCAGCAUUUUAUGUUACAUUUUCCUUUCCCUCCAUCAGGCCCCUACCAGGUAGAACUCCAAGCCACCUCUAAAGAAUUUAUUUGCUAAAGGUUCAAAAGUGGAUUGGUGAAAAGCUAAGGUAAAGUCCAACAGAAAGCUUUCAGUGUUUGGAGAGGAAUCUGUUGGUCCAGCGAGCACUCCUGAGAGAAACCUUGUGUCUAAUCCUGUGAAUGGAGAGGACCGGUUGUCUGAGCAGACGCAACAGGAAGAGGAAACUCCACAGCAUGCUCUUCACCUGCCCGCUUGCCUUCUGGACCCUCACCCGAGCACUGUCACCUUCCAGUAGGGUGCUGGGGCUUGACUUGUCAGACUCUCUUUGCUAGUAUUUUCAUUGUCUCCAUUGGGUGAGCCUCUGGUUCAGCCACAAAUGUGAAAAUAAAUGGAAGUUGAUUGAUGGCCUAGAAAGUGAAAGAAGACUCAUCCUUUUCUGCUAGACACUACUGUAAACAUGUUAGCUGAGCUCAAGCCAGGGCCAUACCCUGCAUAACAUCCCUUGUUAUUAAUAAUAAAGUACAAAGUUUGUGGCUUCUCUUGA
Molecule: messenger RNA, 11715 nt
Organism: Cavia porcellus (domestic guinea pig)
Lineage: Eukaryota; Metazoa; Chordata; Mammalia; Rodentia; Caviidae
Gene: Znf398
Product: zinc finger protein 398
Exons: 5
Coding region: 7069-8610 (513 amino acids)
Biological process (GO): regulation of DNA-templated transcription
Molecular function (GO): DNA-binding transcription repressor activity, RNA polymerase II-specific
Source: RefSeq, a predicted model, not a curated record